Oryza brachyantha (malo sina) is the source of this 1769-nucleotide messenger RNA. Its product is annotated as type IV inositol polyphosphate 5-phosphatase 9. Bases 48 to 1493 code for a protein of 481 amino acids. NCBI's taxonomy places the organism in Eukaryota, Viridiplantae, Streptophyta, Magnoliopsida, Poales, Poaceae. Gene Ontology annotation, molecular function: phosphatidylinositol-4,5-bisphosphate 5-phosphatase activity; inositol-polyphosphate 5-phosphatase activity; phosphatidylinositol-3,4,5-trisphosphate 5-phosphatase activity. Gene Ontology annotation, biological process: phosphatidylinositol dephosphorylation. The transcript has 8 exons. The record is from RefSeq and is a predicted model, not a curated record.
CUCGUCGUCUCCACGAUCGAUCGAUCCAAGCUAGCUAGCUACCUACCAUGCUAGAGAACCAGAGGCAAGCGGAGGUUCUUUGGCCGAGGCUAGUGGCCAACAAGCUCUUCAGGAAGCCGUCGGGCAGCCAUGCCUUCGUCGCCGACUUCCCGAUGGCCGUGGAUGGCUACGACGGCGAGGCGCCGCCGGUGGAGUUGUUUGAUAUUGAUGGUUGCAGCCCCGACGCCGACGCCUGCCGCCGGGUGAAGCGGCCGCGGCCGCAGCAGCGAGCGAGCAAGACGCUCAAGUACAGGCUGUUCGCGAGCACGUGGAACGUCGGCGGCGUGGCGCCACCGGAGGACCUCGACCUGUCGGACUGGCUCGACACGAGGAACCCCGCCUACGACGUCUAUGUCCUCGGCUUCCAGGAGGUGGUGCCGUUGAGCGCGCGGAACGUGCUGGGCGCGGACAAGAAACGCGUCGGCAUGCGCUGGAACGAGCUCGUGCGGGCGGCGCUGAACCGGUCGGCGGCGGCGCCGACGAGCUCCCAUGACCAAGGAGAGGCCAAGGGCGGCAGCGGCGGCGGCGGCGCAAGCGGAGGGGAGAUCAAGCAGGCGCCGCAGAAGGUUCACCCGGUGCGUGACGGCGGCGGCGGCGGCAGCGAGCUGGCCAGGGACUACCGGUGCGUGGUGAGCAAGCAGAUGGUCGGCAUCCUCCUCACCGUCUGGGUCCGCGGCGACCUCGCCCGCUUCGUCCGCCGCGCCAGCGUCUCCUGCGUCGGCUGCGGCGUCAUGGGCUGCCUCGGCAACAAGGGCGCCGUGUCCGUCAGGUUCUGGCUCCACGACACCAGCUUCUGCGUGGUGUGCUGCCACCUCGCGUCCGGCGGCCGCGACGGCGACGAGGCGCACCGCAACGCUGACGCCACGGAGAUCCUCGCCCGGACGACCUUCCCCCGGGGGCACUCGCUCAACCUGCCCCAGAAGAUUCUAGACCACGACCGGGUGAUCCUGCUCGGGGACCUCAACUACAGGAUCUCGUUGCCGGAGGCGAAGACGAGGCUGCUGGUGGAGAGGCAGGACUGGAAGACGCUGCUCGAGAAUGACCAGUUGCGAAGUGAGGUGGUGUCGGAAGGAGGAGCGUUCCAUGGCUGGAACGAGGGGGCCAUCUCGUUCUCGCCGACGUACAAGUACUACCCCAACUCCGACACCUACUACGGCUGCGCGUCGCUGGGCAAGAAAGGCGAGAAGCGUCGGGCUCCGGCAUGGUGCGAUCGGAUACUGUGGCGCGGGGCAGGGCUGAAGCAGAAGCGGUACGACCGGUGCGAGUCGCGGCUGUCGGACCACCGGCCGGUGCGCGCGCUCUUCGCGGCGGAGGUGGAGGCGCCGAGGAACCUCAACUCGCUGCGGAGCUUCUUCCUGUCGGAGAGGUUCGACGGCGGGAGGAGGAGCUCCGCCGCCGACCUGCUCCGGGAGGACGACACCACCAGCAGCGCAAGAUUCGGCGACACCAUUUGAGACAGACCGGAUAAACACAGAGAGAGAAGGAAGAAGAUGAUGAAAUGCUCUUUGGUUUGAUCCAAGGGUACAGAGAGGAAGAGAGAUUAGAGAGAUAAUCAGAGAAAUGUAUAUGAUUAUUCUGUCUUGAGUAAUGUUCGUAUAUAUCGUAUAUAAUCUGCAGUAUAGCUAGGAUACAGAUGUUUUCCCCCCUUGUUCCUGACUUUCUGUAACCACAUUUGUACUCUCCAUGAUCAGAAAUUCACAAUACCAGAUCAAAAUUUCUCUAAGAAUUUG